This is a messenger RNA of Notolabrus celidotus (New Zealand spotty), 1701 nucleotides long. RefSeq names its product negative elongation factor complex member E (gene nelfe). The record is from RefSeq and is a predicted model, not a curated record. Gene Ontology annotation, biological process: negative regulation of transcription elongation by RNA polymerase II. Gene Ontology annotation, cellular component: NELF complex. Gene Ontology annotation, molecular function: RNA binding. The transcript is spliced from 11 exons. Lineage: Eukaryota; Metazoa; Chordata; Actinopteri; Labriformes; Labridae. The coding region runs from base 216 to 1520 and encodes 434 amino acids.
GAAAUAAAUAGAAACUACACAGAACACAUGGCGAACAUUUUCACAAAGCUUUUUGAAGCACAAAAUUAAAUGUCGUGUUUCCAGAAGAAGGAUACCGAGCUGGUUACUUGAUAUUUAUGUUAAUAAAAAGCGCCAGGCGAAGCUCCUACGUCAUAUUUACGCGACCGUGUUGUUGUUAAGGUAGAGGAACCUCACAAUUCAUAUUUGUUGCUAUCAUGGUGGUGUUUCCAAGUUCACUGACGGAGGAGGAAGAAGCUUUGCAAAAGAAAUAUGCUAAACUAAAGAAAAAGAAAAAGGCUUUGCUUGCUUUGAAGAAGCAGAGUUCAACCAACCAGACAAACCAGAGUGGUUUGAAACGAACUUUGUCAGACCAGCCUGUUGUUGACACAGCAACAGCAACAGAGCAAGCUAAGAUGCUGAUCAAGUCAGGAGCCAUCAGUGCCAUCAAAUCAGAGAACAAGAACUCUGGCUUCAAACGCUCUCGAAUGCUGGAAAUCAAACUCAAGGACCCUGAGAAAGGCCCAGUUCCUGCUUUCUUACCGUUUCAAAGAAGUAUAUCUACAGAUGAAGAACAACCUGAGUCUGGGAAGAGAACCCACCGGAAAUCUCUGUAUGAGAGCUUUGUCAGCUCAAGCGACCGAUACAGGGAUGAAGAUGAUGGAGGCAGUGGUGGUGGUGCUGGUGGUGGUGCUGGUGUUGGUGCUGGUGCUGGUGUUGGUGCUGGUGCUGGUGUUGGUGCUGGUGCUGGUGCUGGUGUUGGUGCUGGUGUUGGUGUUGGUGCUGGUGCUGGUGCUGGUGCUGGUGCUGGUGCUGGUGCUGGUGCUGGUGCUGGUGGUGGUGGUGGUGGUGGUGAUCGUGGUGGUGGUGGCGAUCGCGGUGGUGGUGAUCGCGGUGGUGGUGGCAUGCCAUCCAGCCGGGAAAUGGACCGAGAAAGAGACAGAGAGCGAGAGCGGGAGCCUGAAAGAGAUCGGGACAGAGAAAGAGAGAGAGAAAGGGAGAGAGACCGGGACAGGGAAAGGGACAGAGGCAGGGACCGGGACCGGGAACGGGAUCGAGAGAGAGACAGAGACCGUAGCAGAGAGAGGGAUCGAGACCGGGAACGGGACCGGGACCGGGAGAGAGACAGAGAUGGACCCUUCAGACGGUCUGAUUCGUACCCGGAGCGAAGAGGCGUGAGGAAGGGGAACACGGUGUAUGUUUACGGCUCUGGGCUUGCUGAGGAAAACCUGCGCUCUGCUUUCUCUCAACACGGAAACAUCAUUGACCUCUCUAUGGACAACCCACGCAACUGUGCAUUCAUCACCUUUGAGAAGAUGGAGUCUGCAGACCAGGCUGUAGCUGAGUUGAAUGGCAGCACGGUGGGAGACAUUCACAUCAAAGUCAGCAUCGCCAGGAAGCAGCCCAUGCUGGACGCAGCCACUGGCAAAUCUGUGUGGGCCUCACUGGCUGUGCAGAAUAGCACGAAGGGCUCCUACAGAGACAAGAGGAACCAGGUUGUGUACAGCGAAGAUUUCCUCUGAUGAGAAAAUAGUUGGUUUUUUUGGCAUAAAGCUUUUCAUGUUUCUUUUUUUUUUUGUUAGCUGCUUGCUUAAAGUGAGUAUUGCAGGCUGAAUGAAUAACUGUCCUUUGUCUCUGAGACCAAAUGGCUGAAAUGUGUGUGGUCAUUAUUUUCGGCUCAAUAAAUUCAUGUUCCUUUUUUUC